AUGGAGUUUGCCAGAGGUGGUUUGCUGGAGUCUGUGAAGGACUCUUUGGGAACGAAGGCGGUUGCAGCCAAAACCAAGACGUCAGUGUCGUUGGAGAGAAAGACGCGGCAUCUACCAGUAGCUGUGCCGCUGAUCCCAUUCGGAGAUCAACAGUGGCUGCCAACUUGGCUGGAACUGAGAAAGAAAAUUUUUGGAAAUCUGGCCAACAGCAAGGAUGAUUUCAUUCCUCUCCUUCCUGCUCCUGCUGCAAAUGGGUCCUGGUCCAAGAUGCCCUUAUCUGUGACCUCAGGCGCCAAUUGGUUGAGGAGUUUGCUCCAUGACACUUUGGAUCCUCGUGGAACGCCCGUGGGCACACACAGUUUGAAAGCAAGCUUGCUUUCCAUGGCGGCGAAGUACGGGUUGCCUCACUCUCAGCGCAAGUUGCUGGGAUACCAUGCUGGCAGCAAAGAGCAGAGCAUGCUGUGCUACUCCAGGGAUAGCAUGGCAGAACCCCUUCGUCAAAUGUGUGAGAUGAUACGGGCUGUGAAGAACAAAGCUUUCUUACCAGACUGUUCACGUUCAGGCCGUUUUCCUUUGAAAGAACUUGGUGAUGAGGUCAUCGAAGGGGACGAAUUGAGUGAUUCAUCUUCCUCCGGUUCGGAGAAUGAGGAGGAGACCCAUCACGAAAGUGAGGAGAGUGCUUGUGAGAAGCUCUUGGGCCAAUGGCAGCCCGCCACUGUCAAGCCGAUGGAAGAAAAGGUCUUUGUGAGGCACCGCAUUUCCAGGUGCAUCCAUGCAUUGGCUGAUGAGACAGAUCGCGGUGAAGGGAAAAGGCAGGAGGUGUUCCUGCGUGAGAUGUUGAAAGUGGCACUGCAAGUUGCGGUGUCAAGGCUUGAGGAACCACCGGCUAAUUACGUGAAAACUUCAAUGAAACAGCUUGAAUCUGCAGAUCGAAAAUUGUUUCUCCUGAUCAGCGAGAAGACCCGAGAAGGCAUCAAGUGCAAUGCUCAAGGCCGUCCCAUUGACGCCGUCUUCAAGCAGUGCAUGGAGAGCUCAGAGGUGUUGUCAUUGCUGCAACCGAGACCUGGAGGAGGUCAAAGCCGUGAACGGAGCGAAGUUUUUGCUGGCUUAAUGGAUUCUUUACAGGUCCGGAAAAAGCUCACAUCAUUUCUCUGCAGUCACCGUGAAUUUGCCGCCUUAGAGUUGUAUUGCGAUGGUCAACAUGAACACCUUCCAUGGGGCAUUGCAGAUGAUGGAGCUUUUAGCACUUCGCAUGAAGCCGAGUAUCCCAAAGCUUUAUGUGUCAGAUAUGCCGAAAUUUUUCAUGAACUGUGCCGUGCCCGCGGCAUUGUGCCAGUACAGCAGGCAAGCGACGAAGUGCAAAAGCUGGCGCCCAAUCAACAGCCCAAAGGUCGCAAGCUGCCGCAGUUGAUACCCGAGUUUUCUUUUACAAAAACAAUGCAAGUGGACAAGCUGCCCCAGGUUGACCACAAAGGUUGCUUACUUCAUCACAUGCAAGGAGUUCCUGCCGGCAGCAAACUGUUGAGAACUGAAGCGAAAAGGGGAUCAACUCUUUGUGUUUUUGGUGUGUACCGUUCUUUUGCUGAAUUUACACAUGUUGCAAAACUGUUAUGGCAUCCAUAUGAUGAGCUGAAGAACUUGCCCGGAGAUUUAAUACGAGUUCUUUUCCAACACUUGAGUCAAGCACCAGACGUAGUGACACGAAGUCGCAUCAAGAUUUUGUCUGAAUGGGCGAGUCGUGCGAAAGCCCUGAAUGCUUUGGAAGAACAGUUGAAGCUUGACAUGGAUGCCGACGUUGCAAAAAUCAUGGCGCCCAAGCGCAUUCUCCUCAUGCGAUCCAUUGCAAUGGACAUGAGCUGGCCAGACAUGGGGCUCUUUGACGAGUUCACUGAAGGUUUCAAAAUAGUAGGCCCUGUGUCUGAAUCAGGAGUUUUCAAGCCUGGUGUCACUUUGGCUCAGAUGUUCCCCCAGACAAUGGACCAUACGCUGUGGUCCCUCUUCACCAUUCUGAAAUUUCUUCUUUUCGAUGGGCGGCUUGACUUCACCCUGGAAUCAGGGGAACGCUUGACUGGAGAAGUGCGCCAUGCAUGGAAAGGUGUGGAGCCGAACUUCAAGGCAUCUUGCAUUGACUUAAAGUCUGCGUACAAACAAUUCCCUUUGCAUGAGGAAAAUCACAAGGACGCAGUGGUGACACUGUGGAACCCUCCCAAGAGGAGGGUAGACUGCUUCAUCAUGAAGGUGCUGCCGUUUGGAGCCACAGCCAGUGUACAUCAUUUUCUUAGAGUCAGCGCUUUCCUGCAGGCAAUUGGAAGAUUCAUGGGUGUGAUUUGGUCGGCAUUUUUCGACGACUUUGUCGUGCUCAGCCAUGCAAUGCACGAGGCCAGCACCAUGACAUCGGCCUUGACUCUUCUUGACUUGUUGGGUUUUCAGUGUAGCAAGGACAAGCUGCAGCCCUUCAGUGACAAAACAGAGAUGCUGGGAGUGGAGCUCAAUUUGGUUGAUGGGAAGAACGGCAUUGUCGAAGUCAGGAACAAGGCUUCACGAGCGAAUGAGCUGUGCGAUGUUUUGGAUCGAAUCCUGCAGUCUAAGAAAGUGGUAGUCAAGGAACUUCCAUCAACCUUGGGCAAGCUUCAAUUUGCGGAAGGUCAACUAUGGGGAAGAACUGGACGGCUGGCGUUGUCCGAACUAAGGAGGCAUGAGAAGUCGGGGUGCGCUGAAGCAUUGCUGGAUCAGCGUAGCAUCGACGCUGCACACAUGUUGUUUGAGAAGAUGAAAAACGGAAAGCCUCGGACAAUUCGCAUCACUCCGAGAUCAAAACCUUUCUUGCUUUUCACUGAUGGGGCGUUGGAAUACGAAUCUUCUGGAAAACCAACAGCUGGCAUAGGUGUCAAGCUGAAAUCCUACGUGGCAUGUAGCUGA
This is a messenger RNA of Cladocopium goreaui, 2919 nucleotides long. The record is from the annotation of a GenBank genome assembly. NCBI's taxonomy places the organism in Eukaryota, Dinophyceae, Suessiales, Symbiodiniaceae.